Molecule: messenger RNA, 1714 nt
Organism: Setaria italica (foxtail millet)
Lineage: Eukaryota; Viridiplantae; Streptophyta; Magnoliopsida; Poales; Poaceae
Exons: 9
Coding region: 643-1479 (278 amino acids)
Source: RefSeq, a predicted model, not a curated record
AUUGUAUAAACUUAUUCAAAUUGUAAGUUAUAUUUUUAUGAUGCGUAGUGGUUGUACACUAAUAUGAAAUGCUUAUAACAUUCAAGGAGUUGAAAAGUACCUGUUCUAUCAGAAGACUGUAACAUUCCUAUGACGUUGGUUGUUCCAAUUGAGUUAUCAUUGGACUGCACAAACUAUGCAAAAUGAUGAGGCUGCUGGAUAAACAACAGCACUUGGAAUGGCAUCAAAACUUCCAAGUGGACCUAUUCCUCAACUAUGCCAAAUUCCAGGAUAUUUAAAGAAGAUGCUGUAAUAUUCUUUGAUCCUUCCAAUUGUUGCCAUACAUUCUCAUGCCACUUUUGUAGGAACCUGCCAUGCUGUUCUCACUUCUGAGAAUAUGCGGGCCUUCAAGGUUGAACGCUGCCCCUGCUUUCUUCUGUGAAAGGAAAGAGGCAUCGUUUCCCUGAUGGAAAGCUAUGGACAAAUUGGGUUCUGGAUCAUAAUGCUGAAUGUCAUGCCAUCGAUCUACUAAGGCUGCUGCACAUCUGUUCUGCAUACCAGGAACCUUGGGCUGCUAUAAGUAUAGCACCAGAGCCACCAGCUUCAAUACCAUUCAUCAGAAGCCUUCGGUCCUUGGCAUUUUGGAGCUUUUGACUAUUGAGGAUGGGGGCAAUUCUUGAAGGACCAAAGUACGAAUGCUUGCUGUUUGAUCUAGAUGACACUUUGUAUCCCUUCAGUGUUGGCAUCAAUCUAUCUUGUCGCAAAAAUAUACAAGAUUAUAUGCGGCACCAUCUGCAAAUUGAAGAGAGCCAAAUUGCUGAAAUGUGCCUGAACCUGUACAAGGAAUAUGGCACCACAAUGGCUGGCCUUAAGGCAUUAGGCUACGAGUUUGACAAUGAUGAGUUUCAUGCAAAUGUUCAUGGUACCUUGCCAUAUCACAAUCUGAGGCCCGACCCUGUUUUGAAGACCCUCCUACUUUCAAUUCCACAGAGAAAAAUAGUAUUCACAAACUCUGACAAAGCACAUGCGGAGGAGGCUCUGCACAGGCUGGGUUUACAGGGUUGCUUUGAUGGUGUGAUAUGCUUUGAGACACUGAAUCCUUGCAAUGGUUUAAGUCGGUCCCAGAAUUGCAUGCUGUUCAAGGAUGAAACAUCUGCCGACUUGGUUGAUCUGAAUGAAUCAAAUGGGUUCAGACCCAAAUCACCCAUCCUCUGCAAGCCCUCCAUUGAAGCCAUGAAAGCUGCAAUUCAAAUUGCAAAUGUUGAUCCUAAGAAGACAAUAUUUUUUGACGACAGCACUCGGAACAUAGCUUCAGGAAAGGCUGCAGGCUUCCAUACUGUGGUUGUUGGCAGGUGGACACUUGUUCCUGGGGCUGACCAUGCUCUGGAGAGCAUUCAUAACAUCAAGGAAGCUUUGCCCGAUAUAUGGGAUGGUCAAGAUCGGUCUGAAUCUGAUGUUGUUCUUACUUCCAGCUCUAUUGAAACUGCGGUGGUUGCUUGAAUGCGUCACCAUGUGGGUUAUCCAUCCUGUAAUGCCAUGUGUGGACUACUUGGUGUGAUUUUGGAUAGUGGAUGCAGAAGAUGUAUCCUAGCUUCACCAGUGAAGAAAUUGCUGUCAUAGUUCCAACUAUUAAUGGAAUUGUAACAGUUGGAGCACUGUGAGCAUAUGCAGUAAUUCUGCAGAUGUUACUCGCAUUAUUGGUAUACCAUUCUCUAUGUAUCGUGUUUUUACCUCA